Molecule: messenger RNA, 2856 nt
Organism: Protomyces lactucae-debilis
Lineage: Eukaryota; Fungi; Ascomycota; Taphrinomycetes; Taphrinales; Protomycetaceae
Product: MCM2/3/5 family-domain-containing protein
Exons: 1
Coding region: 66-2813 (915 amino acids)
Biological process (GO): mitotic DNA replication; double-strand break repair via break-induced replication; DNA replication initiation
Cellular component (GO): nucleus; MCM complex
Molecular function (GO): single-stranded 3'-5' DNA helicase activity; single-stranded DNA binding; ATP binding
Source: RefSeq, a predicted model, not a curated record
CAAGCACAUCCAUCUAUACAGAUACCAAGGACCUGCUCUAGCCAUUGACCAGCAGACUAGCAGACAUGUCCUCAGUCGGCCUGCCCUCCUCCUCAGCCCCGCAACCGUAUGCACGUCAUCCUCAAUCAGGUAUCUCUGCCAACGGCGCCGCACACCAGUCAGACGCAGAAUCAGACGACGAAGGACGCGCCAAUGAGGCGCCUGCGCGUAGAAGACCCAGAGAUGCACUUGACAGGCAAAUUCCAAAAGUCACCGAUGCAACAGGUGAAAAAGUACGCGAGGCCUUUGAGAAUUUCAUCGCUACAUUCGAGGAUCGCUCCGAAGACGCGUCGCAGAGACCAACGGCAACCGCUGCAACGACACAAGGCGACAGUCUCUAUGUCCAGCAGAUGCACGCCAUGAAGUCUUUCGAGUUGAGCACCAUCUACAUUGACUUUCAACACCUCACCGCCUUUGAAGAUGGUGUCUUGGCUGAAGCUAUUGUCCAGCAAUACUACCGAUUCUCCCCAUUCCUCGUCGCAGGACUGCACAAUAUGCUUCAGAAGUAUCAACCAGCGUACUUCUCCUCACAAAUUCACUCUCGCACAGGCUCCUCUACAGCAUCAUCCAAGAGUGCAACGGAAAAGGACUUUAGCAUUGCCUUUUACAACCUCCAAAAUACUGGCAAAAUCCGUGAUUUACGCACAGAACGCAUCGGUAGGCUCAUGUCUGUUUCUGGUACCGUAACGCGAACCUCUGAAGUGCGUCCAGAGCUUGCACGCGCAACAUUUAGUUGCAUGGAGUGUCGCACUGUUGUUCCCAAUGUCGAGCAAGUCUUUCGUUAUACUGAACCCACGAAAUGCCCAACCGAUACUUGUAUGAACAAACGCGCCUGGAAGCUACUCAUUGCGCAAUCCACUUUUCAAGAUUGGCAAAAAGUGCGCAUCCAAGAGAAUUCAUCUGAAAUCCCAACGGGUAGUAUGCCACGUACGCUGGAUGUCAUUCUGCGUGGUGAAGUGGUGGAUCGUGCAAAAGCAGGAGACAAGUGUGUCUUUACAGGAACGCUGAUUGUUGUACCGGAUGUCUCACAACUCGGUAUCCCUGGUGUUCGCGCAGAGGCCAUGCGUUCCGGUAAUGGACGUGGUGGUCAAGAAGGCUUUGCGAGUGAAGGUGUCACUGGUUUGAAGUCACUCGGUGUGCGCGACUUGACGUACAAGAUGGCCUUUUUGGCGUGCUUCACACAGUCUGCCGAUGCUCGCGAUUCUUCUGGUGGCGAUGUUCGUGGCGAUGGUACACAAGGUGAAGAAGAACAGAAUGAGUUCCUCAACAGUCUGACACAAGCUGAGAUUGAUGAACUUAAGGAGAUGGUGCAUUCGGAUCACAUCUACUCCAAACUAGUCAAUUCCAUUGCACCGACCGUGUAUGGCCAUGAAAUCAUCAAGAAGGGUAUCCUACUACAACUCAUGGGCGGCGUUCACAAGACAACACCAGAAGGUAUCAACCUGCGAGGCGACCUCAAUAUUUGCAUCGUCGGCGAUCCAUCCACCAGCAAAUCGCAGUUCCUCAAAUAUGUCUGCACUUUCUUGCCGCGUGCAGUCUACACGUCUGGUAAAGCGAGUUCAGCGGCUGGUUUGACGGCUGCUGUUAUGAAGGACGAAGAGACGGGUGAAUUCACUAUUGAAGCUGGAGCUCUCAUGUUGGCUGAUAAUGGUAUUUGUGCUAUUGACGAAUUUGACAAGAUGGACAUCUCUGAUCAAGUGGCCAUUCACGAAGCCAUGGAACAGCAGACCAUUUCCAUUGCAAAAGCAGGUAUUCACGCAACACUCAACGCUCGAACAAGUAUUCUUGCUGCUGCGAAUCCAGUGGGCGGACGGUAUGAUCGCAAAACAACCCUGCGCGCCAAUGUUCAAAUGUCAGCACCCAUCAUGUCGCGUUUUGAUUUAUUCUUUGUGGUGCUGGAUGAAUGCAAUGAGCAAGUCGACUUUAACCUCGCAUCGCAUAUCGUCAAUGUGCAUCGUUUCACAGAUCAAGCCAUUCAACCAGAAUACGAUACGGAGCAACUUCAGCGCUAUAUCCGGUAUGCGCGUACAUUCAAGCCAAAGUUGUCGACAGAGGCACAGCAGUACCUGGUGCAGAAAUACAUUGAGCUACGCAGUGAUGAUGCACAGGGUAUGGGACGUAACAGUUACCGCAUCACCGUACGUCAACUUGAAUCGAUGGUUCGACUGAGUGAGGCUAUUGCCAGGGCGGCGUGCGUCGAGGAUAUCACACCGGCAUUUGUCAAAGAAGCGUAUAAUUUGCUUCGACAGAGUAUCAUCCAUGUCGAGCGCGACGAUGUUGAGAUGGACGAGGAAGAUCUAGCUGGAGAGGAUGAGGAGAUGGCAGACGGUGAGGCGCGUGAUGCAGAUGGCGAUGCACACAUGCAAGGCACGACCAAUGGCGAGACGGCUGACGCUGAAGCACCACCUGCGCCGCCAAAGGAAAAGACCAAGAUUUCCUACGACAAGUACAUUGAUAUUAUGAAGCUCGUCGUUGGUCGCAUUUCAGAGGAUGAGAAAGCAGGUGGUGAAGGUGUCGCUGAAGACGACUUGCUCGCAUUCUACCUUGAACAGCGCGAGAAGGAAAUGUCUGAUGAAGAAGACAUUGAGCGUGAACGUGCGCUCUGCAAAAAGGUACUCAAAAGGCUCGUCAAGGACUCAUAUCUCAUGGAGAUUCUGGGCGAUACAGGCACUGCAGAUGCUUCGGCGAGUGGUGGUGAUAAGGUGUAUGUCUUGCAUCCUAAUUGUGCGGUCGAUGUGGCGGCUAUUGUUGCGCAGCCAACGCCAGUUGAGUAGGUCUAAGUCUUUCAGCGUUUGAGUAACUUGCAUGCGUAGCGAG